UUUGAGCCAUAUUGCUUCCUUUUGCAGGUCUUCUUCCUUAGAUACAUUUACUCCACAGAAACACAUACAUAACAGACAUUAUGUGCAGCUCUAAGGCCAAGGUGACCAUGGGGAUUGAAAUCACACCCCUUGUUUCUAGAAUCAAUGGCAGACCAGUUCUUCAGCCUACUUGUAACCGAGUUCCUAGCCUAGACCGGCGCAAUUCCCUCAAGAAACUAUCAACACCACCACCACCACCUCUACCAUUAUCAAAUGCUUCUUCUACGAGCACUAGUCCUAGAAUUAGUACCAAGGCUUCAUUGACAACACCACCAGUAUCUCCCAAGUCAAAAUCUCCAAGACCGCCUGCGAUAAAGAGAUCAGGCAAUGACCCUAAUGGCUUGAACUCCAGUUCUGAGAAAGUUGUGACUCCAGGAGGUACCACAAGAGCUAAGGUUUUGGAAAGGAAGAAGUCAAAGAGUUUUAAGCUUGGUGUUGGUGCUGAUAAUGCUCAUGACCAUGGUAGACUUUCUUCUGCUUCGAUUGAGGCUUCGUUGAGCUAUUCUUCUUCUCUGAUCACAGAGGCACCAGGAACCAUUGCUGCUGGGAGGAGGGAGCAGAUGGCUCUUCAGCAUGCACAGAGAAAGAUGAGGAUUGCUCAUUAUGGAAGAUCAAAUUCUGCAAAUUUUGAAAGGGUUGCUCCAAUUGAUACAAUGGAAGCCAAAGGUGGUGAAGAAGAUCACAAAAGAUGCAGCUUCAUCACAGCUAAUUCAGAUCCCAUAUAUGUUGCUUACCAUGAUCAAGAAUGGGGAGUUCCUGUUCAUGAUGACAAGAUGUUAUUUGAACUGCUUGUUCUAAGUGGAGCUCAAGUUGGAUCAGACUGGACUUCAAUUUUAAAGAAACGCCAAGAUUUCAGGGAUGCCUUUUCUGGGUUUGAUGCAGAAGCUGUGGCCAAUCUCACUGACAAGCAAAUGAUUUCAAUUUGUUCAGAAUAUGGCAUUGAUAUAAGCAGAGUCAGAGGAGUAGUAGACAACUCUAACAGAAUUCUUGAGGUAAAGAGGGAAUUUGGGUCCUUUCACAAAUACAUAUGGGGGUUUGUGAAUCACAAGCCAAUCUCCCCUCAAUACAAGCAAGGCUACAAAAUCCCAGUGAAGACAUCAAAAUCAGAGAGCAUAAGCAAGGACAUGGUUAGGAGGGGGUUUAGGUUUGUUGGUCCAACAGUUGUUCAUUCCUUCAUGCAAGCCUCAGGCCUCACAAAUGACCAUUUGACCACCUGUCACAGGCACCUUCAGUGCACCUUAUUGGCAGCCCAUCCUUUGGAACAAGCUCUAUAG
Molecule: messenger RNA, 1313 nt
Organism: Fragaria vesca subsp. vesca
Lineage: Eukaryota; Viridiplantae; Streptophyta; Magnoliopsida; Rosales; Rosaceae
Exons: 4
Coding region: 81-1313 (410 amino acids)
Biological process (GO): base-excision repair
Molecular function (GO): DNA-3-methyladenine glycosylase activity
Source: RefSeq, a predicted model, not a curated record